GUCUCGUUCGGCCCGCCUCUUCUCCCGUCAAAAUUCGGGUGUUGUCGUCUGUAGGCGCACUGCCGAAGGAGGAAAAGGAAAGGGGACGGAAACUCGCACUGGUUAGCAUACAGCAAAAAAAGUCAGCGACAGUUAAAUAUUAACAUCGAACGUCAGCGAAAAGUGAAAACGGUGCGACUGAACAGCUCUAAAGUGGACCGUGUGUUUGAUGUCGAGUACGGCCGCUUGUUUGCUCCAUGUUAGUGUAGUUGUGACAUUGCCACCGAGGGACAGCUCUCCUUCCAGCGUGUGUUGACGGAUACAGCUUUGCCGUGCAAGGAGUGUACACUAAGUGUUGAUUGUCCAGGAUGUCUUCGAAGGCUCCCAGCUCCAAUAACAUCGCCCAUGCCAGGCGGACGGUGCAGCAGCUGAGAAUAGAGGCGAGCAUUGAGAGGAUAAAGGUAUCCAAGGCAUCUGUGGACCUUAUGAAUUACUGCAGCGAGCAGGCCAGAAACGAUCCUCUCCUUAUGGGCAUACCUGCUUCAGACAAUCCCUUUAAGGACAAAAAACCCUGCGCUAUAUUGUAGUGGCCUUCCCUCGGCCUUAACGGGUUUUGCGUGUUAAUGUUGCCGUGUUCUGUUUGUCGGGAGCAGUGAGGGGUGGACUGUGAUCGUAUCGUUACCGCGCGCUUGUCUUUUCUGUUAACAAAUCACAUGAUUGUCUCCAAAAUUGAGUAAAGAACGUGUUCCAAGGCUCCAAGACCAGUCUCUAAUCACUGUGCCACUGCAUGAACUAACAUCCUGGAGUCACCGGAGGCCCUCGGUUUAGUGGUUUCUCUCCAUUUGGGUAGCGACUGUUAUCCAUCUCAAGUCAGUAAUUCACCUACAAUAUCCACUUUAGAUGGAUUCCUUCAGGGUUUCUGUUGCACACUUAAAAGUGUAGCGUCCACGACAAUCCACAUUCCAUGUAGUCAUCACCGAGGAAUCUCGUCUUCAGUCCACUUCGACCUAUACAGUAUGUAAGAUUCUUCUAGAGAAGUCACUGAAAUUCCUUGGAACAAACCAAUAAAGCAGCCUUGAAGACCACCUACGGUUCCACCAUUUGGUACGCUUCAGCUUCAACCAAGCAUCUUUGCUAGCAUGGUGCCAAAAAGUCGUACGGGGGGCUAUUUUUGGUACCCUCCGACAUAUAAAGAGCUGAAGUGUGCUUUUUGGUGGAAAAAAACCCAGCCUUAACUACGCUUGCCUUGUAUUAUGAAGAACACUUACUGGGAGAACUAUGUUAUGUUUCUACGGAAUAUUUUUAUCGGCUGGAUAAAAGUGGUUUUUAACAAUAUUGUGCCAUCUUUGUGUGUGUAUGUGUGUGUGUCGUAAAACCUCUUAAAUCGUGUUGCCCGGUGCUCCUCUUUUCUGCAGUCGCGGUUUUGUCGCCACCCCUACACAGGAUACCUUCAAAUCAGCUAAGUGUUAACAGUUUUUGGUUUUUUUUUUGAACUCAUUGUCUGGAAUAGUCAACCACUCCCAAUUAUUUGCAAUAAUUCCUGUCAGCCGCUAAAGAAAAGUUGAGGUUUCCCACUGCCAUGUCAUCGAUUGUGUAACCGUACCACAACGUCUUUAUUAUGAAUUGACCAACCUUUGUAUGAAGAUGAUGAUGGUGAUGAAGCAUUCCUGCAGUACAGCGUUGUACUAAUAUCUAAUAUAAUAAAUAAUAAAGAUGUGGUGUGUCAGAGGAUACCUGCUUCGUGCUUGACUGGAGCCUAGCAUUGCAACUUGUG
Molecule: messenger RNA, 1753 nt
Organism: Doryrhamphus excisus (bluestripe pipefish)
Lineage: Eukaryota; Metazoa; Chordata; Actinopteri; Syngnathiformes; Syngnathidae
Gene: gng12a
Product: guanine nucleotide binding protein (G protein), gamma 12a
Biological process (GO): G protein-coupled receptor signaling pathway
Cellular component (GO): heterotrimeric G-protein complex
Molecular function (GO): G-protein beta-subunit binding
Source: RefSeq, a predicted model, not a curated record